AAGUAGUAAUAAAUAAUAAUUAAACUUUAUGCCUGUGAUCAAAUUGUUUUUAAGGAUGUACAUUAUAUACAUUAUCAAAUCAUAUGGUUAGUACAGGGAAUGUUUAUACAAUGUUUAAAGCAUAUUAUAUAAUAUGCUUUUUUUAUUUAAAGACUGUAUAAAUUUUUGUAAAUAUCCAUAUCAAAAGUAAUAAAUUGGUUUCUUUCAUUCAAUGCAUCCAUCACAACGAGAUGUUGAAGUUGAUGAUGUGGAAGAAGAAGAUGAGUUUCCACCUGAUCCAUUUGAAGUACUUAAAAUUUCAGCUCAAACACUGGAAGGUGCAGCUUUUGGCGCUCGUUUACCAUCUGAUCAAAUGACCGCUCAAGAAACAUCUUGUUUUCAAGAUAUCAGUCAGGGUACUUUAUCAUUGCAAAAGAAGUUUCUUUAUAUCCGCAAUAGAAUUCUUCAACUUUGGUUAAGCAAUGUUAGAGAAGAAUUGGUCUGUGAAACAGUUAUUUCAAAUAUUGAGCCUCCUUAUAAUGAUGAUGUCAUACUAAUAAAAAGAGUACAUGCAUUUUUGAAUCGCUAUGGAUCAAUUAAUAUUGGUGUGUAUAAUGUUGUUAAUAAAAUAUUGCCAUUAAAAAAUGCACCUCGAAUAAUUGUGGUUGGUGCUGGAGUCUCAGGUCUUACUGCUGCUAGACAACUUCAAUCAUUUGGGUUUGAAGUUCUCUUGCUUGAAGGCAGAGAGCGCGUCGGAGGAAGAGUUGCCACUUAUCGAUCUGGUCAAUUCAUUGCUGACCUUGGUGCAAUGGUUGUAACAGGACUUGGUGGAAAUCCAGUUACAAUAAUUAGUAAUCAGGUUGAUGUAAAGCUUACUAAAAUCAAGCAAAAGUGUCCACUCUAUGAAUCAAAUGGUCAAAUUGUUCCAAAAGAUAAAGAUGAGCUUGUUGAGCGUGAAUUUAAUCGUUUGUUGGAAUCCACAUCAUAUCUCUCUCAUGUUCUUGGCUUUAAUUCAUUGUUUACUAAACCAUUAUCUUUGGGAAAUGCCAUAGAGUUGGUUAUAAAAUUAAUGGAAAAACAAGUUAAAGAAAAACAAGUGGAGCAUGCUAAAAAGCUGUUGGAAACACAAAACAAUUUAAAAGAAGUGAAUAGCGAGUUAAUAAAGCUUACAGAAAAUAUAGAGUCUUUGCAUAAAGAAUGGACAGAUUUGAUACAAGCUAAAAAACCUCCAAGAGAUGUCACUGAUGAAUUUAUUGUAAGAAGCAAGCAAAGAGAUUUACUAGCUUUACAUAGGGAGCAUGAUUCAUUAUCUGAUAAAAAAAAAGAACUCAACUUAAAAAUUAAAGACUUAGAACAAAAUACACCCAGUGAUGUCUAUUUAUCACUACGCGACCGCCAAAUUCUUGACUGGCAUCUUGCUAACCUUGAGUUUGCAAAUGCCACACCACUUUCUCAACUUUCUCUUAAACAUUGGGACCAAGAUGAUGAUUUCGAAUUUACAGGAAGUCAUGUUACGGUUAGCAAUGGUUUUUCUUGUGUGCCAGCAGCACUUGCAGAAGGGCUUGAUAUCAGAUUGAAUUGCGCUGUACGAAACAUUAAAUACACACGACAAGGUGUAGAAGUUGUGGGUUCAUACCUCAAAAACGGCCUACUUGCAACUCAUGUAUUUAAAGCUGAUGCUGUCUUGUGCACACUCCCUCUUGGAGUUUUAAAACAAUGUUCUCCUCCUGCUGUUUAUUUUAAUCCUCCCCUUCCAGACUGGAAAACUGGUGCUAUUGAAAGAAUGGGAUUUGGCAAUUUAAAUAAGGUUGUUCUGUGUUUUGAUCGUGUAUUUUGGAAUCCAGAAACCAAUCUCUUUGGUCACGUAGCAAGUGCAACAGCUAAUCGCGGUGAAUUGUUUUUAUUUUGGAGCAUAUACAAAGCACCUGUCCUACUAGCAUUAGUUGCCGGAGAAGCUGCUAACAAAUUAGAAACUUACUCUGACGAUGUUAUAGUCGGAAAAUCGAUAACCGUACUAAAAGAGAUUUUUGGAAAUAACAAUGUUCCUCAGCCAAAAGAAACAGUUGUUACAAGAUGGAAAUCCGAUGAGUGGUCCCGUGGAUCAUACUCUUAUGUAGCAGCUGGAUCUUCCGGCAACGAUUACGAUGUUAUGGCUGCACCUGUCGCCCCUCCUCCUACGCCUGGUCUUCCAAAUUUUCCGGGUUCGAAUGUACCUCGAGUUUUCUUUGCUGGAGAACAUACAAUACGAAACUAUCCUGCAACUGUCCAUGGCGCUUUGUUGAGUGGAUUACGCGAGGCUGGGCGUAUAGCAGACCAGUUUUUAGGACUACCCUACGAUUUAAACAAGUUUGCGACACAAAACCAAGCUAGAUAGAUGUCAGAAUAAUAAAACGUUAACACUCAUCUGUAUGUAAUAGUUUCGUACUGCUUUGCAGUCUUAUUACUCCUUCAUACUCUGGUUAUUUUAACCGUUAUGUUUUCUGAAUUUAUGUAUUUUAAACAGUUGUCGAAAUUAUUAUUUAACUAUAUUUAAAUUUAAUUUAUUAUGUCAAAUUAAAUUGUUUUGUUUUUAUUA
Messenger RNA from Hydra vulgaris (swiftwater hydra), 2554 nucleotides. RefSeq names its product lysine-specific histone demethylase 1A. Gene Ontology annotation, molecular function: flavin adenine dinucleotide binding; oxidoreductase activity; chromatin binding. Lineage: Eukaryota; Metazoa; Cnidaria; Hydrozoa; Anthoathecata; Hydridae. Gene Ontology annotation, biological process: positive regulation of transcription by RNA polymerase II; negative regulation of transcription by RNA polymerase II. Gene Ontology annotation, cellular component: nucleus. The record is from RefSeq and is a predicted model, not a curated record.